AUGGCCUCCACCGAGCGUCGCCCCUCUUCGACGCGAGGCCUCGGCAGAAUGUUGAAGGAGCACAAGGCGAGGCUGUACAUCAUCCGGCGAUGCGUUGUCAUGCUUCUCUGCAACCGCGACUGAUCAGUGAUCAUACUGAUCAUCACGCAUUUUUGUUGUAGUCCGGGUCCUCCGGGAUAUGGACGGACAACUUCUUUUUGUUCUGGAUUUCACUUCCAGAAUCUAGGGUUAACAAUUCUUUGAUCGAUGUAUAUAAUCAUGUAUGGAGGGCUAGCAUGUUAUUUUCCAAUAUUUUCACCUUUUAACACCGGUGAUUUCGCACUCUACUUUGUUAGAUUGACAUAACAGUUCUCUUUUUGAUCGUUCAGAAACUCGAUCUGUUAUUCUGGAUCCUUCAGAAAAACAAAAGUAGUUCCCGGAUAGUGUUUUAUCUGAAGUUCUGCUACUUGUUUUUCUUUCACUUUCUGCUCCAAAGAGGAAACAAGUCUCCAUAAUAAUUCACACACUAGUCACCAGCAAAUUAGAAUACUGUC
Oryza sativa Japonica Group (Japanese rice) is the source of this 533-nucleotide messenger RNA. Lineage: Eukaryota; Viridiplantae; Streptophyta; Magnoliopsida; Poales; Poaceae. The record is from RefSeq and is a predicted model, not a curated record.